Molecule: messenger RNA, 2057 nt
Organism: Contarinia nasturtii (swede midge)
Lineage: Eukaryota; Metazoa; Arthropoda; Insecta; Diptera; Cecidomyiidae
Gene: Tgi
Exons: 4
Coding region: 393-1319 (308 amino acids)
Biological process (GO): negative regulation of DNA-templated transcription
Molecular function (GO): transcription coactivator binding
Source: RefSeq, a predicted model, not a curated record
GCGCAUGUCGUCUAAGGCCGUUCCACAUACCAAAAAUUCUUGACAUACCAUUGUCGUUGCGAUAGUGCUAUUGUGAGAAACGCUUAAAUGUCAAAUAAACAAAGUGUGUGAUGUGUUUGUGUGUGGUUUUAACAAAAAUAUUUGAGUGAGCACAACGAGAGAGAAAAGAAAAAAAAAACCAUCAAACACACGGUGUGUGUGAUUAUACCGACCAUCGGACAGCAGCAACAGCAACAGCUAAACAUCAAACAGCACAAAAUAAUCAGACAGAAAAAAGUAGUCAACCAGUGAGAAGACAGAAGAAACAGCGAACACAGAAUUUGAAUUGAAAGAGAAAAAAAUCACAGUUUUUCAUCCGGAAUUAUUGCCUCAACAUCCAACGUUUAAUUGCAAUGGAAUCGGCACUCGAAGUAUUGUCACGAGCAGCGACUAUGGUUAACACCAAUAGCGAUAAUCGGAUAACAAUCAAUAAGGAGUUGCCGACAACGAAAUGGAGACGUGAUCGUCGAAUUCGACUGUCAUCGGAGUAUCAUCACAGUAAUCACAAUCAUGAGCCGAUUGUGGGAACGGUGAAACCGUUAGGUGAAUCGAAUAGUUUAAGUGAUAAUAGCAUGGAAAUACCAUUGGAUAUGUCUGUUGGAUCAUCGAAACCGCCGCCCCCUCCAUAUCGUGAUCCGUUGCCCGGUUCAACAUUUUGUACGACAAUGUCCCGGCCGAGUGUAAUCACACAGGCACCCAAACGUGAAGUUAUUUCCAAUCAAGAAAAUAAACAAAGCCCGAAAAAGCCAAUUGCUUUGUGCGAUGACACCCCUGUGACUGACUCCAUAUCAAUGGUCGAUCCGGUAAUUGAUGAACACUUCCGACGAUCGUUGGGCGCCGAUUAUAUGAAUCUCUUUGGAAAGCGAUUAGAUCAAUUAAAAACAACGUCUUCAGCAACAGCCACAAUAAGAAAAUCACCUCAAGUAUCGCCAGUUCAAUCAGUUCAACAAAGUGAUAGUAUGCGUAUAAAAGAGAGAGAUGAAAGUAGCUCAUCAAACCGUGAUAGUGUUAAGGAAACAGUUGAAAAUAUCGAAAUGUCGGUGGAUGAUCAUUUUGCCAAGGCAUUAGGCGACACCUGGAAGCAAUUGCAACAAAAUAAUAAAUCAACAACGCCUUCAACUGAAUUGAAUGAUGAAAGUGAUGUAAACAGUGAUCCAGAUAACGAUUUCAAUGCAAAAGACGAUGGCAACGAUGAUGAUGACGACGACGACGUCAGACGAUCAUCAAAAAAACCAGACGGUAUAAAUGACGACAGCUCCGAAUCGCAAAGUCACCGAUAAAAAAAAGACAAAAAUGAAAUUGCGAUAAAAAAAAUAACAACAAACAAAUAACAACGUAUAUUUUCUACGAAUAGAACUAUUUUGAUUUUAAAUAAGUGUUAUUUUUUUCAUCAAAUGGCAAUAAUUUCUACUUUUCUUUGGGAAAAACAUAUGAGAAUGAUCAUAAAUUUGUUGUAUAUUUAUAUAUAUUGUAAAAAGAAGCGAAGAGAUUUUAAGAUAAAAAAAAGAGAUAGAGAUUAACCAGAGCAUGGGGGAAAAAAACCUUGGUGCUUGCAUCAAAUUUAAAUGAUGUAUUUCUCCUGUUAAUGGACGUCGAUCGUAAAUACUCUUCGUUCAAACAAGAAUAUAUUUUUUUUUUCGUCUUUGCAACAUGCAUAUAAUUCCAACAACUUUUUUAUUAGUAAUAUUUACUUAAACUGCAAUUCAAAUCUCUACGUUUUAAAAUUAGGAUUAGAAAAACGGAAUUAAUUUCGAGACAAAAAGAAAACCUGACAAAAGAAAAUGUGUCAAAAAUAAACCUUUGUUCAUUAAGCUAAUAAUAUCAGAGAGCCAUGGAAAUGACUCGCUCUAUUUUAUUUCGUUUCGUGCAAACAUUUAAUUCAAAUGAUAAGAAUUAUUUAGUGCGAUUGAGAUACAAAAUGUAACAAUGAAAUGUUUUUAUUUUAUUAUUAUUAUUUUUUUUUAAUUUCAAUUUUGUAUAUUUCGAAAAAAUGUAAGAAAAAUUUUAGAAAAAAAAUC